GGAUGGAGGGACGUGCCCGUCGAGGUGCGGUGAAGCACAGCGUAACUGUCGGAAAAAGGAUCCCCAAGUGCACGACGCUGGGAGACGGGGGCAAAACCGGGCUCUGAAUUAAUCGGCGGCUUUAUUAUUUUGGCGUGUGGCUCCCGUGGUGAUGCUCCUGCUGUGCAUGGCUGAGGUUGGGGUGGCUCCGGGAGGGUGCUGGGGUGCGUGGUGAGCCCCAGAGAGCCAUCGUGGGGGGGUGUCCCCAGGGCACCCACCUUUCUGGACCCCCCCAGGACCAAGGGCACCCGUGGCUCCUGUCACCAGCCACUAGCAUCCCCCCGGAGCCCCGCACCGGGGCUGCACCCCUCACCCUCCUGCUUAUGGGCACCGGGAUUUGGUGCCCGGCCAGUGGCCAUAUCCUGCCCCGUGGGGGUGGGUUGGCCCCAUGUCACCCCCCCACAACCCUUUUUCCUGACAUGCAGCGUCCUGAGCCGCAGAGACAGGGACACAGGGCAGCAGCGGGGGACGGGGUGAUGUCCGCCCGCUAAUCGGCCAGAUGGUGACAGCCGGUGGGACGCCGGCCCCGAGGUCACCGCGUAGGUGAGGCUCUGGUGCAGCCAUCCCCCACACCUGGCCUGGGGUACCCCGACCCAGGUCCCCCCCAUCUCAGCCACCGCCGCAGCCGGCCGGUGGGCACGUGCCGGGGGGAGCCACGGGGGAGUGGGGCUGCGUCCCGAACCCCGAGUCCCGGCGGGGAGAAGCGAGCUCCCUGGCAGUCAAGUGCGCUCAGCUUCUGAAUAAGAAGCACUUCAUUCUCUUUUCAAACUGUAUAAUUUCUGCCUGAUUGUAAUGGCAUAUUUUAAAAUUACCAGAAAUCGAAGCCAGAAAAUGGAUACGGCUGCUUUUACUGCGAGCUGCGUUAACAAAGGAUAUGUAAUGCAUGAAAUAAAAACACCUCCCUGCCCCCCUCCUUUUUUUUUUUUAAGACAGUAAUAGGAGAAAAUUGGUUUUGAAACUGAAUAAAAGUCCCUUUCAGAGGAAAUCAUUUCUUUCAGGGUACCUUUGCUGAAAGUAAAAUAGUGAAUAAUGAAAGGUGGUUACAUGAUUGUCUUUCAUUUAGAGAGCGCGAGGACAGAUGGAAUCUGGGAGAAAUGCACGAUUGGAAUAAUUGCAUGGACGCGGGCCGGCGGCGGGGCUGCCCGCCGGGACACCCGGACCAUGCUGGCCUGCCUGCAGCGCACCCAGAACCCCCCAGCCCAGCACCUCGCCUGCCCCAACAAGGCGCUGGAGCCGCGCAAGUGCUCGGGGAGGCAGAGCAGGAGGGAAACACGAGCUCAGCGCUGGAAACACCAGCGCUUUCCUGCGAGACGGCGGCACCCAUGCAUUCCCCACGCUACCCCAGCCCCGCCGAGCUGGACGCCUACGCACAGAAGGUGGCCAACAGCCCGCUGACCAUCAAGAUCUUCCCCACCAACAUCAGGGUCCCCCAGCACAAGCACCUUAACCGGACGGUCAAUGGCUACGACACCACGGGGCAGCGCUACAGCCCCUACCCCCUGCACGCCGGCGGCUACCAGGGUCUCCUGGCCAUCGUCAAAGCCUCCGGCAAAAGCGUGGUGAAGAAUUCGGAGGGAAAGCGGACUAAGCUCUCGCCCGCCCAAGUCGGAGUCGCUCCCUACCCCGCGUCAAGCACUUUAGCUCAAGGUCCCUCCUGCGCCGGGCAGCUGAGCUACCACGGUGGCCCGAAGCAACUGGAGGGUCCCGUGCCCCCCAACGUGACGGUGGCGGCCUCCGUGCUGCCGCUGGCGGGCAGGAGCCUGGCCCUGCCGCCGUCCAACCUGCCCUCCAUCCAGAGCAUCAUCUACCAGAUCAAUCAGCAGUGCCAGGCGCAGGGCGCGCAGCCGGGCUGCCCGGCCGUCGUGGCCGCCAACCCCAGCCCGGCCAAGCACGGCGCUUUCCCCGCCGCGUACGCCGGCGCCGUCCUGCCGGAAUGCCGCAAGGAGCUGGCGCUGGGCUCCAACCCGGCCGCGGCGCUGGGCCCCAAAGCGGGCGUCUACCCCGAGGGGAUGGACUACCUGGUCUGGCAGCAGAAGCAGCAGCAGCAGCAGCAGCAGCACCAGCACCUGCGAAUGUACAGCGGGGGCAGCAGCGGCGGGGGGGCCCUCAGCAAAUCCCCCGAGACGUGCGCGGGCGCCUCGCGUCCCUACGGCCUGGGCGGCGCAGCCGAGAAGGUGAGCUCGUCCCCGUUGAACUGCAUGCACGGCAACUUCUCGGUGGGGCAAUACUUCGCCCCGCCCUGGAACAGCAUCUUGGUGACCCCCAACAGCGACUGUUACAACCCGCCGGAGCUGGGGGCCGGGCCCCGCGAGCUGGGGGUGCCCCCCGCCGAGGGGCUGCCCAGCAAGACGCUCUGCAAUACCUCCAUCCUCAGCAGCAGCCUCCAGUCCCUGGAGUAUCUCAUCAACGACAUCCACCCACCCUGCAUCAAGGAGCAGAUGCUGGGCAAGGGCUACGAGACCGUGUCUGUGCCAAGGCUCUUGGACCACCAGCACGCCCACAUCCGUUUGCCCGUCUACAGAUAAGGAACCGAUGCUGCUUUUCCCAAACCCAGGGCGAGGACUUUGGCACGAGCCGUGCUCCCCUCCGGCACCGCGCGGGUACCGGACUGUGGCAGCGAGGGCAGGGGGGACGGGGAGGGGGACACGGGGUCGGCUGCCAAAAGGGCUCCCGGGACACUGGCAUUUCACCGGGGUCCCCAGACUGGAUACACCCGCAACCCGCUGGAAGCCGAGGACGAAGGACCGCUUGUCUAUAUAACUCAGAAAUCAUUUUAUCUCCACGAAUGUGAACAGGGAAUCGCUACGAGUU
Messenger RNA from Tyto alba (common barn owl), 2850 nucleotides. It is a transcript of the gene FAM222A, whose product is annotated as family with sequence similarity 222 member A. The coding region runs from base 1134 to 2564 and encodes 476 amino acids. NCBI's taxonomy places the organism in Eukaryota, Metazoa, Chordata, Aves, Strigiformes, Tytonidae. The transcript is spliced from 4 exons. The record is from RefSeq and is a predicted model, not a curated record.